AUGGUGGAAAUAUCUAUUAGAAGUAUCCAGAACACCAACAUGAUCCUCUCCUCCUUGGCUUUAAUCAUCAUGGUGAUAGGAACCGUCACUGAUAAAUGGAUUGAAUUGAAGUUGGAAACAAAAACAAUCACAAUAAACCACAGUCCCUGGAUGAUAUGUUGCAUUACAAUUUGGCCAGAAGAUAAACUGGAAGUGGUCAGGAUCAUGAUGAUUUUGACUCUCAGUCUUUCCUUCCUCAUUAACUUGGUCCUGGGUAUGGAAUUCACCUACCUGAUUCCUCCAACCAACUAUGUCCACCUCAUCACUGCCUUCCUCAGUUUCCUCACAGGUAUUCUUCUACUCUCUGCACUCGUACUGUAUCACCAUAAGCUAAGGCAAGGUCAAUUCAUAUACUACUCUAGUUACAAGAUCACCUGGAUCCCUUACUCUGCCUACAUAAAUGUCACCUUCUUUGUUUCCUGUGGAAUCCUCUCUAUUCUAAACUAUUUGCAGUUGGUCAAGAGCUUUACCUGCUUCAACUUCAUCAACAAAUCUGUUAGAGAGUGUAACAAAGUAUGGCAAUCUGGGGAUUCUAUCAAAGUUAUUUCAUCAGUAGACCCCGCUAUAAUGCCUCGCAGCAUUGUGCGUCCAUACUCCAUGAGUCUAAAGGUCGAUGAUGUAGAGAAAUCACCACCAGUUCAAGCACGUCGUGUAACCUGGGCUCUAUGA
This is a messenger RNA of Orycteropus afer afer, 708 nucleotides long. It is a transcript of the gene TMEM225, whose product is annotated as transmembrane protein 225. NCBI's taxonomy places the organism in Eukaryota, Metazoa, Chordata, Mammalia, Tubulidentata, Orycteropodidae. The coding region runs from base 1 to 708 and encodes 235 amino acids. The transcript is spliced from 4 exons. The record is from RefSeq and is a predicted model, not a curated record. Gene Ontology annotation, biological process: negative regulation of phosphatase activity.